Molecule: messenger RNA, 873 nt
Organism: Egretta garzetta (little egret)
Lineage: Eukaryota; Metazoa; Chordata; Aves; Pelecaniformes; Ardeidae
Gene: BPIFB2
Product: BPI fold containing family B member 2
Exons: 9
Coding region: 1-873 (290 amino acids)
Molecular function (GO): lipid binding
Source: RefSeq, a predicted model, not a curated record
AUGCUCUCCCGACACCUCGAUUUCUGCUCCAGCAGGAACCAGGUUAACUCCGUCAGUGUCGCCGAGCUGUCCCUGUCGCUCAUCCCCGACGCCGGGCUGCGGCUGAGCAUCGACGUGGACCUCGGCAUCGCACCCGCCCCAUCCACCACCAAGGUGAUGAGGCUGUCCAUCCUGGCGGAGCUCCGCGUGGAGAUGAACCCCGAAGGGAACCUGGAGCUGGUGACCUCUGCCUGCAAACCCACCGUGGAGGAGAUGCAGAGCACCGAGGAGCUGGAAAGCAAGUCCUCUCGUUCAGACGUGGACGUGGAGAUCAACGUCGAUAAGAUUUGCCUGGAAAUCUCCAAACUGCUGCUUUUGCCACACGAACAGCUGACCUCUCUGACGGCUCCGUUCCCCGUCACGCCGAGCUGCCAGAUCCAGUACUUGCCCCUGGCUGCGCCCGUGUUCUCGGAGCAGGGAAUCACCGUAUCCUUGCAGACGACUUUCCAGGUGGGGGGGAUGGCGAUCCCCCUGCCCGGCAGCCCCGUGCCGUUCAGCGUGCCCGAGCCAGCAGGCGCCGGCCCUUCCCACCUCACCCUGGCUUUCUCUGAGCACUUCUACACCAGCCUCUUCUCCGCCCUGGAGGAGGCUGGAGCCUUCAACAUGACCAUCCUGGUGAGUGGAGCUGCCUUACUGGAGGAGCUCCUUCUGCCCGCGAUCCGUGCGGAGGUACCGGCCCAGCUGAACGUGGUCCUGAGCAACGGCGUGGUCCUGCCCCACGUCUCCAGCUUCGCCUACACCGAUGUCAACGUCGUGAUUCACAAGGGCUACGUCCUGGUUCCCUGCAACCUCAGGCUCCAGGCGAGGACCGGAGCACAGACCAUCGCGGGCUGA